Molecule: messenger RNA, 1264 nt
Organism: Xenia sp. Carnegie-2017
Lineage: Eukaryota; Metazoa; Cnidaria; Anthozoa; Malacalcyonacea; Xeniidae
Product: meiotic recombination protein DMC1/LIM15 homolog
Exons: 18
Coding region: 8-1042 (344 amino acids)
Biological process (GO): chromosome organization involved in meiotic cell cycle; DNA repair; reciprocal meiotic recombination
Cellular component (GO): condensed nuclear chromosome; nucleus
Molecular function (GO): double-stranded DNA binding; ATP-dependent DNA damage sensor activity; DNA strand exchange activity
Source: RefSeq, a predicted model, not a curated record
AAGUAAAAUGCAAGCCUCUCGCAGAGAUGAACAAGUCGUGGAAGCAGAUCUUAGCGACCAGGAAGAAGAGGACUCAUUUUAUUUGGACAUAGACCUUUUACAAAACCAUGGAAUUAAUGUUGCCGAUAUUAAAAAGUUGAAAGCAGCUGGAAUAUGCACGAUAAAGGGUGUUCAAAUGACAACCAGAAGAAAACUUUGUCAGAUUAAAGGAAUCUCUGAGGCGAAAAUGGAGAAAAUCAAGGAAGCCGCUGCAAAGUUGAGUACUGCAGGUUUUAUGACAGCUCUCGAGUUUAGUGAUGUGAGGAAGAUGUGCUUUAGGAUAAGUACUGGCAGUGACGAGUUGGACAAACUGCUUGGUGGUGGUAUUGAAAGCAUGUCAAUCACCGAAGUUUUUGGUGAAUUCCGUACGGGAAAGACUCAACUCUCCCAUACUCUGUGCGUGACGGCACAGCUUCCCGGAGCGAAUGGUUAUUCUGGUGGGAAAGUCAUCUUCAUUGACACAGAGAACACAUUUCGUCCAGAUCGUUUACGAGAAAUUGCCGAUCGUUUUAAUCUCGAUCAAAAUGCUAUGUUGGAUAACGUGUUGUACUGUAGAGCUUACACCAGUGAACAUCAGUUUGAGUUGCUGGAUAUGGUCGCAGCAAAAUUCCACGAAGAACCAGGUGUAUUUAAACUUUUGAUCAUUGACUCCAUAAUGGCUUUGUUUCGGGUGGAUUUUUGUGGUCGUGGAGAGUUAGCGGACAGACAGCAAAAACUCGCUCAAAUGUUAUCGCGACUACAGAAAAUAUCCGAAGAAUUUAAUGUAUCAGUGUUUAUUACCAAUCAGAUGACCGCUGACCCUGGAGCAACAAUGAGUUUUCAAGCGGAUCCGAAGAAACCAAUUGGAGGACAUAUACUGGCGCAUGCGUCAACCACUCGUAUUUCAUUGCGCAAAGGACGAGGGGAACUGAGAAUUGCAAAAAUCUAUGACAGUCCUGAUUUACCCGAAAAUGAAGCGACAUUUGCUGUGACUGCUGGAGGAAUUGCAGACGGAAAAGAGUAAAAUAAAAGGAAAGUUUUUACAAAGCAUUCAUCUCAAACAAAAUAUCAUUUUUGCCUUAAAAUAAGAUACUUCAUUGUGUUGUUAGUACGACUUUUAUAUUGACUGCAUUUACCUAGUUGAAGUGUUCCAGAGAAAGGGCGAGAUCACAAAUAAUGAUGUACUAACAAGCCUUUUAUAAUAUAAUAUUUCACAAAUAUAUGUAUGUUUUGGUAACAAGCAAAA